UAUUUCAACACUCUACUUAUCUCUUUAUUAUUUUAUUUUGUAGUUUGUUUUAUGACUUUGUUGUGUUUACGUGUGCAUAGAUCUGCAGGCGUCUCCGCAGCUCCCAUUCCUGCCAUAUUGACACAAAGUGAUCUUCUUGGCAGUCAUCUGGAUUUAGCAGCUGAGAUGAUCCACAGUCUGUUCCUGAUUAAUCACUCGGGAGACAUCUUCCUGGAGAAACACUGGAAGAGUGUUAUCGGCCGGAGUGUGUGUGAUUACUUCUUUGAGGCAAAGGAGAAGGCAGUGGAUCCGGAGAAUGUGGCCCCUGUCCUGCAGACCCCGCACCACUAUCUUAUCAGCAUAUACAGGGGCAAGCUCUUCUUCCUGUCUGUCAUCCAGACUGAAGUCCCCCCACUGUUCGUCAUUGAGUUCCUGCACAGAGUGGCUGACACAAUUCAGGAUUACUUUGGAGAGUGCUCAGAAGGCAUCAUCAAAGACAAUGUGGUGACGGUGUAUGAGCUUCUGGAGGAGAUGCUGGAUAACGGCUUCCCACUCGCAACCGAGUCCAACGUUCUGAAAGAGAUGAUUAGACCUCCAACGAUCCUGAGAACUGUUGUCAACACACUCACAGGUGGUAGUAACGUUGGAGAUACACUACCGACUGGUCAAUUGUCCAGCGUCCCAUGGAGGCGGGCUGGAGUGAAAUACACCAACAAUGAGGCGUAUUUUGACGUGAUUGAGGAAAUAGAUGCCAUUCUGGAUAAAUCAGGUACAACAGUGUUUGCAGAGAUCCAGGGUGUAGUUGAAGCCUGUGUGCGGCUCACUGGGAUGCCUGACCUCACUCUGUCUUUCAUGAAUCCUCGUCUCCUCGAUGACGUGAGUUUCCACCCGUGUGUUCGGUUUAAACGCUGGGAGUCAGAGCGGGUCCUCUCCUUCAUCCCGCCUGAUGGAAACUUCACACUCAUGAACUAUCAUGUCAGCACCCAAAAUCUCGUGGCCAUUCCAGUGUGGGUGAAGCAGAGCAUCAGCUUCUUUGAGACGGGACCUUGUGGUCGCCUGGACAUCACCGUCGGACCCAAACAGACGAUGGGGAAGACGGUAGAGAGCCUCAAGGUCUCUAUCCACAUGCCUAAAACUGUGGUCAGCGCCAACCUCACAGCCACACAGGGAAACUACACCUAUGACCUCGCAACCAAGGUUUUGGUUUGGGACAUUGGGAAACUGAACCCCCAGAAACUACCUAACCUGCGCGGCAGUGUGAGUACGCAAACAGGGGCCCCUAAACCUGAAGAUAACCCUUCUCUCAACAUUGACCUGAAGAUACAGCAGCUGGCCAUAUCAGGUCUCAAGGUGAGUCGUCUUGAUAUGUAUGGAGAGAAAUACAAGCCGUUUAAAGGGGUCAAAUAUUUGACCAAAGCUGGGAAAUUCCAAGUGCGAACCUGAGCGAUGACUGUCAAACCCAAAGGUCAACAAUCCAAUGUGCCAAAUAGGGGGCAAGGUUAUUACCUCACUGAGUCAGCCCUCCUCAAGUCUUACAUUUCCUCGGGCUCUCCACAACUAAUGACCCAUUUUUCACAGUAGCAGUUAUUUAUUAUGUGUUUGGCAUUAUGUUGCCUGGAUGGUGUGUGUGGCCUGUAAAGGGAAGCCUUAAUAACCCAUGUGACCCUGUUGAAGUGCUAAAUGUGUUGCAUUGUGUGAACCAUUCCUCUUUUUAUCUAUUAUUAUGUUUUUCUAACACUUUCUGAGUGUUGCCAAAGGGGAAUAUUUUGGUUUGAAAGGGACACUCACAGCUCACCGCCUUGCUCCACACUUCUGCAGCACACAUGUAAAUCCUUAUUGCAUGUUUCUUGAGAACAAGCAGCUAUACCUUUCAGAACUUUUAAAAUAACGAUAGGUAGCAACUUUUAUAUAUUCACAUAUAUGUUUAUUUUUUGGAAAAUUCGUAUAUCCUAUCUUUGUGAGUAGCUGCAGUGUGUCUUAGAGCACUGUCUUUUGUGCAUGUAUUUUUGCACACAAUCACUCUUUAACGUGGCCUUCUAAGGUGCUUUGUUUAGCACACUACAGCACAAGCAGCACACUCCUGACACUGAGGGAAGAUGUCUUAAAAUAUAUCUUAUAUGAAAGGUACAUAUCUUGACUAAUGGAGGUUGUACAACGCUACAAAGGGCCUAGAUUCAAGCUAACAUUGUUGGGAAUAGUUGUGUAAAAAAAAAAAAAAUCUUGAACGCAGCCUCCUCACUCAGCACAGCAUUUGCACAAUCAGUUGUCAAUGUGGAAAAUCCUACUUAAAGCAUAUGUAUGAAGUUGAAUCUGUAUUUUGGUGUGAAAGAAGUUAUAUAAAAUCUUUAAAAAGUA
Molecule: messenger RNA, 2334 nt
Organism: Notolabrus celidotus (New Zealand spotty)
Lineage: Eukaryota; Metazoa; Chordata; Actinopteri; Labriformes; Labridae
Gene: ap3m1
Product: adaptor related protein complex 3 subunit mu 1
Exons: 9
Coding region: 52-1422 (456 amino acids)
Biological process (GO): intracellular protein transport; endocytosis
Cellular component (GO): clathrin adaptor complex; cytoplasmic vesicle
Source: RefSeq, a predicted model, not a curated record